Messenger RNA from Colletotrichum spaethianum, 1746 nucleotides. Its product is annotated as laccase abr2. The coding region runs from base 1 to 1746 and encodes 581 amino acids. Lineage: Eukaryota; Fungi; Ascomycota; Sordariomycetes; Glomerellales; Glomerellaceae. The transcript has 4 exons. The record is from RefSeq and is a predicted model, not a curated record. Gene Ontology annotation, molecular function: copper ion binding; oxidoreductase activity.
AUGGCAGCCCUCACACGAUGUGCGAUUUUUUGUCUCUUCGCUGGUGCGGGUUGGGCAGCACAGACAAGGCGGUACAACUUCACGAUUACUAACCAGUGGGAUACUGGAGAUGGCCACGGGCGACCAGUCUUUGCCAUCAACGGCAAGACCCCAGGACCGCUCAUCGAGGCCGAAGAAGGCGACGAGAUUGAGGUCUUCCUGGAGAAUCAGCUGGCUUUUGAAACCACCAUGCACUGGCACGGCAUCUACCAGAUUGACAAACCUUGGAAUGACGGCGUGCCGGGCGUUACACAAUACUCGAUUCAACCUCGCGAUACCUACACCUACCGGUUCACGGUUCAGCAACAAUACGGGAGCUACUUCUACCACGGACACUUUGGCCCUGCUUUUGCAGAUGGCAUGCGUGGUCCGAUAUGGAUAGCCCCUGCCGGUUGGAGACCGAGACCCUAUGAACUCAUCUCGUCUUCGCCAAUGGAUAUUGCGGGUAUGAAACGUGCUGAGAAGAGUCCAAAGCACGUCGUCAUCAGCGACUGGAAUGCUGAGCCGAUGGACAUUCUGCUCAUCAUGUAUCGAGACACAGGUGUCGUCCCGUGGUGUAGCAACUCGAUAGUCUUGAAUGGCAAAGGAAGGACCUUUUGCCACUCCAAAAAGCAGAUUGAGUCUGUCGGUGGCCCAGGGAGAAACUCCUUAGGUUGUCUAUCACAGCCGGGCCAGGAAGACUUCGCGAACGAACAGAUCUGCCAAGAGACAUUUGCUGACCUCGAAGUCUUUGAGGCCGAGAGCGGAGAGGAAUGGAUUUGGAUCAACUUCAUCCAUUCUGGGGCGCAUCAUGAACUGCAGAUCAGUGUGGACGAGCACGAUUUCUACGUUGUUGCCGCUGAUGGAGAAUUUGUACACCCACAAAAGGUUCAUGUUGCUAAUUGCAACCUUGGGGAGCGCAUUAGGGAUUACGCGAUUAGAGUCACAUCGCUUCGCAAAGAGCAAGUCAUUCAAGGCUUCGGCAUCCUACGUUAUCCGGGUCAGGAAAACGAGGGCAAGCAGGAGGUCCCUGAUACGAAACCUUGGGUUUAUCUCAAUGGAACACUGACUUCGCCAUCAUCGGUAGCCAUGGAUGAGAUGAAGCUCGCACCUUAUCCUAUCCGGCCGCCUCCAGCCGAGGCGGAUAAUACAGUCAAGUUCUUCGUCAACAUGACCGGCCCCAGUAGUUGGGCUUUGAACAUCGGUCCUCACCAGGCUUUCCGUCAACAGCUUCCCCCACUGCUAUGGGAUGAAGACUCUCGCGGCGAGACGACUUACGGAGACGGCGCCCAGAGCGGGUUGCUUCAAAAUGGCACGGUCGUAGACAUCAUCUUCGAGAACGGGGCCAAUGUCACCUCGCAACACCCAUUUCACAAGCACAAUAACAAGGCGUUCAUCAUCGGUACUGGCUCCGGUGGCUUCCCUUGGCCGACAGUGGACGACGCGAUCCGAGGGGGGGGCAUGGCGAAGCACUUCAAUUUCGUCAACCCGCCAAACCGGGACGGCUGCAGAUUGGGUAACAGCAUCGGAGACUGGACGGUCAUCCGAUAUGAGAUUUCCUUUCCUGCAGCCAGCAUGCUUCAUUGUCACAUGAUUCACCACUUUGCGGCCGGACAGCAAGUUGUCCUUCUGGAGGGAGUCGAGUCUAUGGGAAAGAUUCCUGCCGAAAUGAAGGAUAGGGUACACUCCGAGUUCAGCCCCCCUCUUAGAUAUGGCCCCUUGGAUUAA